AUGUUAUCAUCAUUCAACAGACAUCUGAGGGAACACAAUUACGCCUACUGUCUCAUUAGGAGCGAGGAGUUCGCCCAGCUUAAUAUGGUCAUUGCUUCCAAGCAAGUGGAACUGAAAAGAAGUGGGAGAGGAAACAGACCUCGUAAAGCGGAUUGCCUCACAGAGGAUGAAGUCGACAGGCUUUACUCAUCAGGUCAACUGGGAUCACACACACCGGAGGCGCUCCUGCACACUGUAUGGUUUAACAAUACCAUAUACUUUGGUAUGAGAGGAGUGCAGGAGCACCAUGAUAUGAAGUGGGGCGAUUUGAAACUGAAGCAGGACGGUAAUGGCGACGAUUAUGUCGCCUUCUGUGAGCGAUCUACAAAAACAAGAGGUGGAGCAGAUCCAAAUAAUAUCAGACAAGUUGAGCCAAAGAUGUGGGCUACUAAGGAGAACCCAGAACGUUGUCCUGUAAGGAUGUUCAAAAAGUAUUUAGAAUUGAGGCCAACACACUACAUGAAGGAAACUGAUCCCUUUUAUAUAUCAACUUGUACAGACAUGAAUAAGUCCAAGAAGUGGUUCAGGGGACAGCCAGUAGGGAUCAACAAGUUGGGUUCCUUCAUGAAAUCUAUGGCGAAAGCAGCAGGUAAUUUAUGUUUAACUAUAUGA
Haliotis rufescens (red abalone) is the source of this 651-nucleotide messenger RNA. RefSeq lists its product as uncharacterized. Lineage: Eukaryota; Metazoa; Mollusca; Gastropoda; Lepetellida; Haliotidae. The record is from RefSeq and is a predicted model, not a curated record. The transcript has 3 exons. Bases 1 to 651 code for a protein of 216 amino acids.